AGCAGGGCGGAGGAGGAGCGGCUCCUCCUCAGGGCCGGCCUGGCAAAGGCUCUUCUUCUUCUUCAGUAGCUCGGGCAGCCGUGGGCAGAGCCAACCCGGAGGAGAAUGGCGUCCCGGUCUGCGUCCGCCUCUCGUUCCCACGACCCAGCCACCUACUUCCGAAGGACCAGACCGUUUUUAGCGAUGGUGAUCGUGGGCGGCAUGCUGUACUACGGCGUAAGGAGGGGAGAGAGAGAGAGAGAGAGAAAGAAAGAGAGAGAGAGAGAGAGAAUGUGUGCUGUCUUGGCACCUUCAAGGAUCCCCUAUGAUGGUCUGGGUCCAUUAGGAAGAUUCACACGAUAUCUGCAGGAGAACCACAAACCUGUUUUCCAUGUAGGAUAUGCGGUGAUUUGGUUACUUCAUAUCGGUGAAGCGUGUUUGAGUAUCUGGUUAUGCAAUAAGAAAGGCAUCACGGAGAGCAAGACGCAGCUUCGGUGGUUCGUUCAAACGUUGCUGUGCGGCCUCUUUUCGCUUUAUUUUCUGCUGGUUUACAAGCCACCCAAGAAAACCCAAUGAAGAAUUGGAACUGGAAAAGAAAUCAGAAACAAAAAUGGGAUGAUAUUGCCCUUAACACCGAAGGAUCUCUCCGUAUUUUGGCAUUUGACUGAAAACACCUUUCACUGUUACCUGGAAAGACCAAAACAAAAAAACAAAAAAACCCCCACAACUUGGUGUUGAGGCACCCUGGUGAUAAAUUUAUGAGUUGAUAAAGCGGAAAUCACAUUUUAAAUAGGGAAUCAAAAGUUCUCACCUUCUUACAGAUGAUCUGCUGUUCAAAGAUAGAAAGUAUCUUGAAUUUUUUAAUUCUGUGUUUAGUAAUAAAAAGAGACCUUGGUAUUAGGGUAA
Molecule: messenger RNA, 885 nt
Organism: Pantherophis guttatus
Lineage: Eukaryota; Metazoa; Chordata; Lepidosauria; Squamata; Colubridae
Source: RefSeq, a predicted model, not a curated record